Molecule: messenger RNA, 645 nt
Organism: Colletotrichum navitas
Lineage: Eukaryota; Fungi; Ascomycota; Sordariomycetes; Glomerellales; Glomerellaceae
Exons: 1
Coding region: 108-581 (157 amino acids)
Source: RefSeq, a predicted model, not a curated record
AUCAUUGUCGACAGGGGAAUUGGCGAAACAGAGCCCUACACUGCGUCAAUCGUGUGUCGUGUCUGCAUUGGGCUAAGCGCGGCAGGCAUGCGUGCCAUCUGUUGAGUAUGGUAGGUGCAUCGUGGCCCUGGCUGGGAAUAAGCAAGCUGCGGACUUGGGCGAGAUGUCGGGUCUCUUACAUGUGUAGCCUGUGGUGUAUUUACCGACAUCCGCAGGUAAGUAAUAUGAACCUUACUAAGGAGGGAGGGAGAGAGAGCGAGAGCGAGAGCGGAAGAGGUGAAUGCCAAGCUAACCGGAAGAGAAACAUGGUAUGGCAAGUGAGGUAUCCGUGGUGCAGUGCACAUUGUAGGUCGAUAGCCGUGGGCGCCAUUGUGGAGUCCUGGAGGAAUGGCACCAGCACUUGGGCAAACUGCAAGUGCAACGGCAACGAACUGGGCAACUGCGACUCUCGCACGUCUUUGGACGUUGUGGAAGACGCGGUGGAAGGUUCGGCUUCGGCUAGGUACGUACUCUGUCGUCCUCGAGCACGCUGCAGGGCCAUAAUACCCGCAAGACCUCUCCGCAAGACCUACUGUAGGUAGUGUACGGAACCUGCGAGCACAAACCUGUUGGUCUUGCUAAAUCUGGCAAAAUGUUAUCGAGUGU